CCAAGCUGAAGCUGGGUUUAGGCUCUCGCCACCAUGCCUGCCGAUUACAAUGGGACCUGGGAAAUGGUGACCAAUGAAAACUUUGAAGGCUACAUGGUUGCUUUAGGUAUUGAUUUUGCAACUCGUAAGAUUGCAAAACACUUGAAACAAACAAAGGAGAUUGUUCAAAAUGGAGACAAUUUUAAAACAAGAACACUCAGUACAUUCAGAAACUAUGAUGUGGAUUACACGGUGGGAGUGGAGUUUGAGGAGCACACCAAAGGACUGGAUAACCGAGUGGUAAAGUCCCUGGUGACCUGGGAUGGUGACAAACUGGUCUGUGUUCAGAAAGGCGAGAAGAACAACAGGGGCUGGAAGCACUGGAUUGAAGGAGACAUCCUGCAUCUGGAACUGACAUGUGAAGACCAGGUGUGCCAUCAGACAUUUAAGAAGAAGAACUAAAAUGGAGCAGAAAGCCUCCCAGAUCUUCAUCACAAUGUUAUGCUGUCAUGUUUUGUCUAAAAAGAAGAAUGAAGCCAGAUUUUCAUCCCUUUGACUCUUUUGUGUGGAGAUAUUAUGUGCCUGUUUAUGGAAGCAAACACAUUUUAUAGAAAUAACAUCAAAUAGUUACAAACCUCAUAAAUUCCUUUGCCUUUCAGUCUAGAGUUAAAUAAAAGUAAUUGUCUUCCAAAUUAUGUUUCCCUACAUCUUUAUAAUGACUUCCAGAGGAAUGUCCAUUAGCAACAAGGCUGAAAAUUAACAGUCACAAUUAUUUCAGUCACAGUCUAUGUCUCCACAGUGCUGUAUUAUCAUAAUGUCUCUGGGUGACUGAGCAACACUGGAUAUUCACUGGACUGUUUCUAUUUAAUGUAGUCCUGGAUCACUAACUCCACAGUUUCAGGCGACAAAAUGCCUCACUGAGCACAAUACAUGUCCUUUCACAUCAGGACUGUUCCUUGGAUUUGGCCCAGGUCUAAAGCUGCUGCUGGUUAUCACCAGAUCAAUAUCUCAUGGCCUUUGUGAAGCGCUGCAGUUACUCAGUGUGAUCCUAAUAUGGAUCAAUGACAAUCCUGUAACUUCCAGUUAGAACUGGCAGCCUAAUUACCAUCCCAGUGGAGAAAUCUGCUGUUUGAAGCAAAUCCUGCAUUGAAGAGUUGCUCCAUGGUAUGAAAACUAAGGCACACUUAGGACUGUGAGAGGAAAACUGCAGAGUAUACAAAGUCUGCAUGUUCCCUGUGCAGAAAGAGUGCCCAGCAUGCUGCAAUCUUCACCUUGUGCCACUUUCAGAGACUGUAAAAAGAAAAAUCUUUUCCAUGCAAUUCUUCUCAGUUUUAUUCAGGGUUUUUCAAAAGAGUUCAUAUUCUUUGCUAAAGGCAAGUUUAAGUUAACCAUGGAUGAUGAACACUACUUCAGUAGAUAGAAAUUUUAUUAUUCAACAAAAUGUGUGCACAACUUCCCCAGAAGAUCUUGUAUGCCCAAAAGCUCAUCUGCUUUUUCCCGAUGACAUGAAUUAUUCUAAUAAAAUAGACUGUCUUCAUACAACAUGGCUUUCAGAUAAAAAAAA
This is a messenger RNA of Taeniopygia guttata (zebra finch), 1543 nucleotides long. RefSeq names its product retinol binding protein 2 (gene RBP2). Lineage: Eukaryota; Metazoa; Chordata; Aves; Passeriformes; Estrildidae. The record is from RefSeq and is a predicted model, not a curated record. Gene Ontology annotation, molecular function: lipid binding.